UUCCCCCACCAUCAACUACAAGCUCAUUUUUCCUUCACCGAUCAUCAGGGAAACUCGGCGUAGUCAAGAUGGGCAAAAACGACAAGAAGCCAGCCGACAAGAAAGACGCCGGUAAGUCGGCCGGCGGGAAGAAGGGAGGCAAGGGCGAGAGCGACGACAAAGGGGGCAAGGCCAAGGGCGCGCAGUCCAUCAACGUCCGGCACAUUCUGUGCGAAAAGCAUGCGAAGAAGGAGGAGGCCCUGGCCAAGCUGAGAGAUGGGGCCAAGUUUGACGAAGUCGCCAGAGAGUUCUCCGAAGACAAGGCGAGGCAAGGUGGAUCCCUAGGGUGGAAGACGAAGGGGAGCCUGGAUCCCAAGUUCGAGGACGUUGCCUUUGCUCUUGCCUCGAGCACGACGACAAGCCCGGUUUACGGCGAGGCCAAGACGGAGUUUGGGUAUCACAUCAUCAUGGUCGAAGGCAGAAAGUAAUAGAGCAAUGGUCCGGGGGGUCACAAUUGUCACAUCACGUUUUUCCGCGCCGAGGAUUGUCUUGGUUCAAGAGUGCCCAAUGCCGUUUCUCUUUAUUUGCCCUCAUUGUGACCUGACUGACUUCCAGAAGGAGUCCUCCAUUUUUUGUUUCAAGAUGCCAGCUGAAGAAGCUAGAGUACAACCGAAAGAUUCGUUCGUAAGCGACGGUUCCAAGUAAAUUCCCCGCCGACCCUCUAUUCCCUUCUCCCCGUAGUGACGCCCAAAUUCAAAUCAUGAAGCAUUCCCGAAUUUACUGCUCGGUCUGGAAGUAGUUGAGGAGGAUGGAACGCUCCUGGGACUCUUCACCCCAGUCCUUGACGACGACGCAAGAGCAGUUGACGACCUU
Molecule: messenger RNA, 852 nt
Organism: Colletotrichum destructivum
Lineage: Eukaryota; Fungi; Ascomycota; Sordariomycetes; Glomerellales; Glomerellaceae
Product: Putative peptidyl-prolyl cis-trans isomerase, PpiC-type, peptidyl-prolyl cis-trans isomerase PIN4
Exons: 4
Coding region: 69-467 (132 amino acids)
Biological process (GO): rRNA processing
Cellular component (GO): nucleus
Molecular function (GO): peptidyl-prolyl cis-trans isomerase activity; DNA binding
Source: RefSeq, a predicted model, not a curated record